CGCGCGCUCGCGCCCCGCCGCCCGGCCCUGCCUGUGAUUGGUGCAGGCCCGGCCCUGGCGGACCCGAAUGCCAGGCCGCGGCGGCGGCGGCGGAGUCCUGCGGGCCGAGGCCUCCCCCCCUCCCCCUCCCGCCGCCCGACACCUGGGCGCAGCCCGCCGAGAGGCCGCCCGGCGCGGGGACCCGCACAGUUCGGUUGGAGCCUCCCUCGUGCGGAGCAGUGACUGUUGCUUGAAAUCUCCAUCUUUGCGGGCUGCUUGCUGCUUCCUCACCUGAGAAUUUCAAGAGUAUAAAAGAAUAACCUCUGCUCAGUUCCUUCCUUGAUAAUGAAGAUACAUUAUUUGUGAAUGAAUUUAGCUGAAUAUGGAUCCGGGUGGUGGAAGUCUGGGAUUGCAAACACAAGAAUCCAAAAUGCCUCACGCUAUGAUUAUGCAGGACUUCGUGGCUGGAAUGGCCGGCACUGCUCAUAUUGAUGGAGAUCAUAUUGUUGUGUCAGUCCCUGAAGCUGUCCUUGUUUCUGAUGUUGUUACUGAUGAUGGAAUAACUCUUGACCAUGGCUUAGCAGCUGAAGUUGUGCAAGGACCAGACAUCAUCACUGAAACUGAUGUUGUAACAGAGGGUGUCAUUGUUCCCGAUUCUGUUCUGGAAACUGAUGUGGCUAUUGAAGAAGCACUAGAUACCAGUGAUCAUGUUCUGACUUCUGAUCUAAUAACAGAAGCUGUUAGAGUUCCUGACCAGGUGUUUGUGGCUGACCUUGUUACGGGUCCUGAUGGACAUUUGGAGCACGUGGUGCAAGACUCCGUGUCAGCAGCUGACUCACCUACAAUGGUCUCGGAAGAAGUCCUUGUAACAAACUCAGAUUCUGAAACAGUCGUUCAGGCAGCUGGUACUGUUCCUGGCUCUACAGUGACUAUAAAAACAGAAGAUGAUGAUGAUGGCAAGAGUACAUCGGAAGACUACUUAAUGAUAUCUUUGGAUGAUGUUGGAGAAAAACUGGACCACAUAGGAAGCACUCCCUUGAAAAUCAGUACUGAAGUGACAAAUGAUGAAGUGGCUAAAGAUGAUGGGUUUGGUUCUGAAGUUAUCAAAGUAUACAUAUUUAAAGCUGAAGCUGAAGAUGAUGUUGAAAUAGGUGGGACAGAAAUUGUCACAGAGAGUGAUUUUCACAAUGGACAUUCAGUAGCUGGAGUAAUUGAACAAGGAGGUGUUGGUAGAAUGCAGCGAGAAAAAAUGGUUUACAUGGCUGUUAAGGACUCUUCUCAGGAAGAUGAAGAUAUUAGCUGUGCUGAAAUAGCAGAUGAAGUUUACAUGGAAGUUAUUGUAGGUGAAGAAGAAGCUACGUCACUUCCAGACACACAGCUUGAAGAGACUGGUGUGAAUAAAACUUUUGUUCCUGUUGCUUGGGCUGCUGCUUAUGGAGAUGACAGAAGAUUACCCAGAAGAUAUGAAGAUGGUCAAGCGGCAGGGAAUAACUUGGAUACACGAUUAGAAAACAAAAACGGUAAUGCAACACAAUACCUGCAGAUUUGUGAUAGCAUUAGCACUAAUAGAGUGCUAAAACAAAAAACCAAGAAAAGGAGGAGAGGAGAGGCCAGGCAAUGGCAAACAGCUGUUAUAAUAGGUCCUGAUGGACAGCCCUUAACGGUUUACCCUUGUCAUAUAUGUGGGAAAAAAUUUAAAUCCAGAGGAUUCUUGAAAAGGCAUAUGAAGAAUCAUCCAGAUCAUAUGAUUAAGAAGAAAUAUCAGUGUACAGACUGUGACUUUACAACUAACAAAAAAGUAAGUUUCCACAAUCAUCUGGAAAGCCAUAAACUUAUAAAUAAAGUUGAUAAAACCCAUGAAUUUACGGAAUAUACAAGAAGAUACAGAGAAGCAAGCCCACUGAGUUCUAAUAAACUAAUACUGAGGGACAAAGAGCCUAAACUGCACAAGUGCAAAUAUUGUGACUAUGAAACUGCAGAGCAGGGGCUGCUCAAUAGACAUCUACUUGCAGUUCACAGUAAGAACUUCCCUCAUGUAUGUGUGGAGUGUGGGAAAGGAUUCCGUCAUCCGUCAGAGCUGAAAAAGCAUAUGAGGACCCACACUGGGGAAAAGCCAUACCAGUGUCAGCACUGUGUCUUCAGGUGUGCUGAUCAGUCCAAUCUGAAAACUCAUAUCAAAACCAAACAUGGGAAUGACUUGCCAUUUAAAUGUGAGCACUGUCCCCAGGCUUUUACAGAUGAAAAGGAGCUGCAGCAGCACACAGAAUUGUUUCAAGGGCAUAAGACUCAUCAGUGUCCGCACUGUGACCAUAAGAGCACCAACUCCAGUGACCUGAAGCGACACAUUAUUUCAGUUCAUACGAAGGAUUUUCCCCACAAAUGCGAGGUAUGUGAAAAAGGCUUCCAUCGUCCAUCAGAGCUCAAAAAGCAUAGUGAAACCCAUAAAGGUAAAAAGAUACAUCAGUGUAGACACUGUGACUUUAAAACGUCAGAUCCUUUUAUACUGAGCGGGCACAUCCUCUCAGUUCACACCAAGGACCUGCCUUUUAAAUGCAAAAGAUGUAAAAGAGGAUUUAGGCAGCAAACUGAACUUAAGAAGCACAUGAAGACACACAGUGGAAGAAAAGUUUAUCAAUGCCAGUAUUGCGAAUAUAGCACUACGGAUGCGUCAGGCUUUAAACGACAUGUAAUAUCAAUACACACAAAAGACUAUCCACAUAGGUGUGAGUAUUGCAAAAAGGGAUUCCGUAGACCAUCAGAAAAAAAUCAGCAUAUAAUGAGGCACCACAGAGAGGCCAUAAUGUAAUAUAUGAUGUCAAGAAGGAAGCAAUUUAGAAACUGUGUUAUGAUAAUUGGGGAAAAAAAAAUCUCAUGAACUGUUUCUCCUGGUUUCAAAGCUCGAUAUUAAAUCAUAACUUUACAUUCUUUGUAUUAAAAGUCUUAAAGUAUUAGGGUUGACAGGGGAUCUCAUAGCCCUACGAUUGUUGCUUAUCAGAACCUGAAGAGCACUAUAGAAUGCAGAAAGAUGGAUGAAUGUCUUAAAUUUGCAGAAAGAUGAAUGAAUGUCUUCAAGUAAUAGUAUUACGCGUUGUUAAGCUAUGGAAGACAAAAAGAAGAUGAUUGUGUUACCCGUUUUGUCAGUGAGAGCGUUUGUCUCCAUACUAAAACAGUUCAGAUACGUGACGGGAUUCUUCACAGCUGGUUUGCUGAGGCAGCUGGGCCUGGCUUCUUGUGUGGUUCUGAGAGAAGAGUAUUCGUCACUCACUUGAUCAUAACGUUUGAAAUCGUGCCUGGAAAUUAUAUUCUAGAAUUGGUCAGAGUUAGGGGGGGUUGUCCUGCUUUCAACAAAUACAACAUUUCAUUGGGAAACUUUUUGGUUUCCUCUAUUAGUUAGGUCCAACAAGAAAUUUGUAAUGAUUUUCAAAGCUGCUAACCUAUUUUAUUGCAGGAUACAAUGACAAAAACACAGCGUUGUGUUAUGAUCUCAGAGGUGGUGUUUUGGUGCUAGGCUUAAAGACGUGUAUGUACAUAACUUCCCUUUUUUACCUGAAACUGUGGCUGAAUGUUGUUCAGUAUGGCACAUAAAAUUAAGUUUGAAUCUGACUCUAUUUUUUAAGGAUGAAACGGAUGCAGCUGAUAGUGUUGCUACUCAGCACUACUUUUUUUUUCUCACUACUUAAAGAUCUCAAAGUACUAUUAAAAAGAAAAUUGAAAAAAACUAUAGUUUGUUUUUAAUUAAAACUCAGAGUACUUAGAAGCUCUUUAGGGCAGUGUUCUUAACAGGUAUGGCAAUUGCCCUACCUCCUAAUAUGAAAUUUUCAAUAUAGACAUAAAAUUGCACCUUUUAAUCAAUUCUUUAAAAAAAGAAAUCUAUACCACGCUAUAAACGUGCAUUUUCAAUCUGUAAGAAAGUAUAUAUGCAGUAUUUAGCCAGAGAAAUAUGCUGCCGCUAGAGUUUGGAGAUGGAUCUUCAGUUUACAGUGUAUACAUUUAAAAUAUGCAUCCCUUUAAACAAUGCUUUGUGUUAGCAUGCUGCAAAUCAAAUGGCGCUUAAUAUAACGAGCUGGUCUAGGGCUAUUUAAUGAACAACCUGUUCAUAAGUGUUACGCAUAUAAUGUGUAUUUUUUACUCUUUUUAGUUGCUUCAUGUUUGCACACAGCUGUUCACAUGAGAAAUUGUAACUUCAUGCUAUAUUGUGGCUUUGUGUUUCAGAUAAUGUUCAUAUUUUGUUUUUGCACCAGAUGAGAAUCAGUUCCUUGAGAAAAUUUUUUUUUAUAUUUCUAAACUUCAGGAAGUGAAAUUUGGGAAAUCUCUUAGAAAAAUACGUGUUUUAUGUGGCUGUAAAAAAUGAUGUACACGCUGUAAAAUAAGAUUGUCACUGUGUGGGAUUAUUAUUUCUAAAUGUGUUACUCAUCGUAACGGGCAUACAAUAAAAUGCAUCUCUUGCACUCCAAAUAUUUUGGAGUCUAUUUCUCAUUUAUGGUGAUUUAGGAAAAUCUCAUUCGGUGUAAUUUUGCCUUAAUAUUUUAGUUACGUUUUUAUUCCCUGGUUGAUAUGAAGUGUAAUAACAUCUCAAGUAAACAGGUUACCCAAGGUACGUGUGUGUACCACUGUUGAGGGGGAAUAUUGAGAUUCCAGUUAACCCCCUAAGGUUACAGGUAAUGUACGUACUUCUGUUACUAAAUAAUUAUCACGUGUGAUAGUGCUGUACCUUUGAAAUUCUUUCCUUCAAGUGAAGAGAACAUAACAUUUCAGUUUUUGGAAAAAGGCAGGUAGGUGCUGUCUUUUAUUAGCUUCAUGAUAAGAGCAGCUGUCGAAAUGCUAAAAGUACUGCUUUCUUAAUUUUCUUCUCUUUUUAGAAUACUUGAAUCGUGGCAUCAGUGAUAGAUUGGAACCUCUAAGAAAAUAAUGCAGUGUUAAAUGAACACUUCAUCAAGGAUUUCCAGUGUGCUUUUAGCCAGCCAACGUGUGACUUCUGUGCGGACAAACAAACUAUGCAGACGUUGUUAAUGGAAUAGUCUGGUUUUUGUUUCUGAUACUUUCUUCUGUAGGUCCAGCAGACAGAGGAGGAGACAGUGACAUUCACAGAAUCUUAGAAAUUAAUCUUGUGUUUUGUUGACAAUUUUAAUACUUUAUUCCUGAAAAUUAUAUUGAAUACGUAGACUGGAGGAGAUCCUUCAUAGCAGACUGAAGAUGACCGUUCUGUGCUGGCUCAUUUUUCCACCUCCAGGAUGGACAGAAUAACCAGAUAUGUGAGUACUUUUAACAUAUUCAGCCAGCAUUGUAACCAGAUUCAGUUCUGCACUGCCUAAGGACCCACCAGAGUUGGUGUGGUACAAACAGGCCAUGGGGGUGGCAGACAAAGGAGUACAGUGGAAGGCUUUCAGCUUACAAGAUUUCAGUUUAAAAUCAUAGAUGUAGGUAAUUCUUUCUAUGACUAAUGGUUGUUUUGUCUAAGAUGAGAUAAUACACACCAAAUUUGGAUUUCUUAUUUUCUGAAUCUCUAACUGAAUGCCGGUUGUUAUCUUACCUGUCAUAGAAUCACAGAAUCACAAGGUUGGAAAGGACCUACAAGAUCAUCUAGUCCAGCUGUCCUUCUAUCACCAUUACUACCACUAAGCUACUAAACCAUAUCACACAGCACCUCAUUCAGACACCAUCUUUUAGUUCUGGAUUUUUGCUUAUAGUCUUUAAGGUUUUGGAAGUGACACCACAUCUUCUAGUGAUGGCCAUGUUAAGUUGCUCUGAUCUUUCUGAAGUUUGAGGAAAACAACAGUAGACAGCUGUACUCUGUUUUUCUUGUGUAUGGUUUCUUUUUACAGGUUUCAUCUGAGAAAACUCCCGAAAUGAUGCUUAUUUAUUCCAGUUAUGGAAUGUGCCAAAACUUCCCAGAAUUAAUGUUAGUUCAGAACCACUGGUGUCUACCAUCCUAAAAAGCACAGUGCAGCGUGGGACAUCAAUUCUCUUACUCAGAUUUUCUGUUGCACGUAGUUACUCCAUGCCCUAAACUCUUACACACUGUAAAGUCCACUGAGUGCUGUUUUGUGGUUUGUUUUUUAACAUAUUUAAUGAUGGCAAAAACAAUAUGGUGGGUGCUGGAUAAAGAUUUACUUCAUUUUCAGCUUCAUCAUCAUACAAAGUUCUGUAAUGCUUUAUUACAGAAGUUGAAAUUGAUUUUGAGUGUUUUGCAGCCUGUAGGUCUGCCUAGUGAGAUUUCCUUUUCUAGUUAGGGAAAAAAAAGUUUUACCUUUUGGAAUGUGGAAAUUUGUGAGGAACAUGUUUUCCAAGAUAUGAGGGAGGAAAUAGUGGUUAGAAAAACUACAGCUGUAGUUGGUUGCUGUCAGCUGAGGAACAAAUUUAGGAAGGGAAAGAGGAGCUGAAGAACAGGUGCAGCCUAGUAUUCUCUGUGUAGGAGCCCUGCUCUCUGUGACUGAUAGAUGGAGAACCUAAGCUGAGUUUAAUGGAAGUGGUUACGGGCAGCCUUCUCCAGUGGGAAGUACAAAGACAAGUUACUUCUGCAGUUUGGUUGGCUUAUUGCUUUAGCAAUUGAACAUGUCAUUAUAUUCAUUAUUUCUUUCUUCUUUUGGCAGUGGAACAGCAAAAUGGACAGUGAGGCGUAGCUAAGAAGAGACAGUGUGGAAAUAAGGACUUGUUGAAGGGAAAAAUAGUAGUUUCAAGUGCCCACAAUUAAAGGUGAUGAAAGGAAGAGAAUAGAUGGAAGAAUGCCAACAAAGUAACCUGAAGGUAAAGGUUGGAGAAAAGCUUCUUUCCUUGGAACUGUUUGUGUAAUGCUUCUAGCUUGUCAAGCCCAGAUGAGUUCAUGGCAAAGACCACAAUUGCUGAAAGAGUGACUGAAGAACAGAUGGUAGGCACGUCAGGAGAAACUGAAGUCCUCACCAGCAUGGCAUGCCAUUCUCUUCUGAGAGAAAAGUAAGUGCAUGAAACAGUACAAGUAACAUUUGUGCACAGAUGUUAGCAGCAAGUCACAGACACAGGUACCUCAGUUUGUUACAAUGAGGACAAGACACUGGUCUUGCAUUGCCUUCAUGCUUUCAUGUUCUUAAUUUCUUUCCUGGCCUUUCUCUCAUUAUCAGACCAAACCUUCUACUGAGGCAAAAAAAAAAAAAAAAAAA
Phasianus colchicus (ring-necked pheasant) is the source of this 7112-nucleotide messenger RNA. The record is from RefSeq and is a predicted model, not a curated record. Lineage: Eukaryota; Metazoa; Chordata; Aves; Galliformes; Phasianidae.